Molecule: messenger RNA, 2676 nt
Organism: Auanema sp. JU1783
Lineage: Eukaryota; Metazoa; Nematoda; Chromadorea; Rhabditida; Rhabditidae
Source: the annotation of a GenBank genome assembly
AUGUCUCUGCUGAAUGAGCUAUGCGAGGCAAUGGGUUCGAAACCACCUGAGGAAGUACGUAAUGUAUGUCUUAUCGCACAUGUUGAUCAUGGAAAAACAAGCUUAGCUGAUUCUUUAUGCUCUGCUAAUGCUAUAGUGUCAAAUCGCUUGGCUGGGAAAGUUAGAUUUCUAGACAGUAGAGAAGAUGAACAAACUCGAGGAAUUACCAUGAAAGCUAGUGGAGUUUCACUUCUAUACGGACCACUUCUUGUCAAUUUAAUGGAUAGUCCUGGUCAUGUCGAUUUCUCAUCUGAAGUAACAUCAGCCAUCUGUUUAUCCGAUAUAGCCUUACUUUUAGUGGAUGUGGUGGAAGGAGUAUGUUCUCAAACUAGUGCCUUAUUGAGACAAGCCAUUGUUAAUGGUCAAUCACUUAUUCUAGUCAUAAAUAAACUUGAUAGGCUUCGAUUAGAGUUGAAACUGACAGCUUCUGAAACGUAUACGCAUGUACGUCGUUUGAUCGAAGCCGUUAAUGCUUGCGUCAGUCAAAUAGUGAGUGGAAUUAUUCUGGAUGAUGAAACAUGGGGAAACAUAGAAGACUUAGAAGAGAAAUUACAUUUUGACCCUUGUAAAGGAAAUGUCUUAUUCUCAUCAGCUAUUCAUGGAUAUGCAUUUUCGCUAGAAGAAUUCGCUGAAAUUUACUUGGAAAAGCUGAAGAUGGAUAAACGAACCAUUAUGAAUGGACUGUUUGGUGAUUUUUAUUUUACCCCACAGGGUAUUAAGAGCGGAGCUAAUGCGAAAGGAAAGAAAACAUUAUUCGAACAGCUUAUUAUGGAACCUAUCUGGGCUCUUCAUGAUUGUGGUCUGAUUGAUAAUGAUUUAGAGAAGCUUACGAAGCUAGCAGAAAAGAUCGAAGUUCCCUUCAAAUCCAAAAGGGUUAAUGAAGCUUUCGACGAGGUUAUGAGAAAUUGGUUACCCAUAUCUAGAGCUUGCUUCAGAGCUUGUGCAAGAACUGUUUCAGCCAAAAAAGCUUUCACUAAUCAGCAAAGAUUAAAGAAACUCCUGGGAGACCCUACUUCUCAUCCUUUAGCUGAAGCAAUUGAAAAUUGCUCUCCAGAAGGAAUGACGAUUGCGUUCGUUGUGAAGUUCAUACGACUUGAAGGACAAAGAGUGGCUAUUUGUCGUGUUUUGAGUGGCAAAGUUCGCAAAGGAGACAAACUUUUCGUAUUAGGAGCUAAGAAACUCGAGGAUUCUUCGGAUGCAGUAGAAACAGAAGUUAUAAGCGUUAAAAUGCUCCGAGGUCGUGAGUGUAUCCCUCUAGCAGAAGUUAAUUCUGGAUGUAUUUGUGUAAUUGAAGCUAAUGGCUUACUUCAAAAUUCCACUCUUUGCUCUGAAGCAGUUUCCCAGGGCAUACAACUUGGUCGUGAACAGGGUGAACCUCUAGUCCGCGUGUCUAUCAAUACCUUGGAUUUGAAUGCGACAGAGGAUUUUAAGGAGGCUUUGAAGCUUUUAUCGGUAUUAGAUACCAGUUUGAGAGUACUGGAAUUGGAAACAGGAGAGCUUGCUUUAGUAACAGCAGGAGAAGUUCAUUUACAAAAAUGUUUGAAAGAUCUUGCAGAUUUAGGGUUCCCUGAUUUAGAAGUCUCUGCUCCCAUUGUGCCUUUCCUGGAGACAAUAGUUCCUGACCCUCUACUGACUUCUGCUCAAAUCGUUGCCCAAGAUACAGAAUGUCGUUUGAGAGGUGAUGCCUUGUUUAUCCGUCUUCGAGCCGCUCCUCUUCAUAUUGAUGUGGUCGAUUUCAUGGAUAAACAUGCUGAUAUUGUUCAUCAGCUUAGAUUGGGAAAAGCCGAUGUCAAGCUUGCUGAGGAUUUCAAAUCGAAACUUCAAAAUCUUUGUAAGGAAGUAUUACCAUCUAUGAAAGGAACAUAUUGGUUCAAGAAAUCUAACGAGGAAAUCGAGGAGCUAGUAGAAAAGAUUUGGACUGUGGGUACUGACAGAGCCCGGGCUAAUCUUCUAAUUAAUGGAAUUCCCUCAUAUGAUAGGAAAUCCUUCUGGAAUAAAGAAGAAGGCAGGAUUAGGCCAUUUGAUCAAGCCAUGAUCUCAGGAUUUGAGUUGUUUAUUGGCGCUGGUCCUCUGUGCAAUGAAGCCAUGAGAGGAAUAGCACUGAUAGUGGAAGAUUGGAUUUUGGAUGAGAACGAUGCCGUAGUUACGGGACAGCUUAUGUCUGCUAUGAAAGCGACCUGCAAAGCUUCAUGUGAGAAAGUUGGCCUACGAUUGGUUGCUGCUAUGUAUAGAUGUUUGGUGUCUACUACAAGCCAAGCAUUAGGAAAAGUUCAUGGAGUUCUAGCUCAACGAAAGGCUAAGGUACUAAGCGAGGACAUCAAUGAAGCAACAGGACUGUUCGAAGUAGCAGCUCUUUUACCGAUUGUAGAAUCGUUCUCUUUCUGUGAUCAAUUGCGAACGCAAUCUUCUGGAAUGGCUAGCGCUCAAUUACAGUUCAGUCAUUGGGAGGUUAUUGAUGAGGAUCCUUAUUGGCAACCUUCGACGUUGGAGGAAAUGGAAGAGUUUGGAUUGAAAGGAGAUUCUCCGAAUCAUGCUAGAGGUUACAUGGAUGCAGUUAGAAGAAGAAAAGGUUUACCGACGGAAGAUGUCAUUGUGGUUUCCGCAGAAAAACAACGGAACCUUAAGAAGAAUAAGUAA